Molecule: messenger RNA, 4288 nt
Organism: Dendronephthya gigantea
Lineage: Eukaryota; Metazoa; Cnidaria; Anthozoa; Malacalcyonacea; Nephtheidae
Product: tubulin glycylase 3C-like
Exons: 19
Coding region: 108-3779 (1223 amino acids)
Biological process (GO): protein polyglycylation
Molecular function (GO): ATP binding; protein-glycine ligase activity, initiating; metal ion binding
Source: RefSeq, a predicted model, not a curated record
GUUGCGUAGCAACAGUGGCGUCAAAGUUCAACAUGGCGUUCAUAACAACACAAAGUUGCAGAACGCCGAACUUUAAGACUCCCUGGCGACUCGAGCAAUAACUGACGAUGUUAAAAUAUUGUGAAGCAUACAGAAACAUGCGUGAAUCGUUAUGUCGAGACCACACGAGAGCCGAUUAUGGGAAUACAGAUGUAGUUUUGCCCCAUAGUAAACGGGCUUUACAGAUUACUAGCUUAACCUGUGAUGGAUUUCCAGCGGAAAACGACACGAAAACGCGUAGUUUAACGAAAGAUGGAGUUCUUAAGAUUAAGAGCGAAGAAGGGGAGAUUACGGAUAAACAGUAUCGUCGACAGUCAGUUAAUUUCGAACAAGAAUUCACGUUUACUCCACGGCUUAACGUGGCUAGCGUUCGCAUGGCCAAAGGACGCACCGGUAGAGCUCGUGAAUCAAUCGAACGACGAGCAAACGCGUUAGUUGCUGAGGUCCAAAUGAAUUUUACCUUUAAACCAAAAGUGAGCAGCCGAAGUGAGAAAAUCGCACAGAGCUUAAAAACAUCUUUUCUCGAACGACAGCUUAUCCAUGUCGAGAAACAGAAAAAGAUGCUAGACAAUCACGAAGUAAUGCCAUUAUCUCAAGCAAAUCAGGGACGAUUAAUUCCAGUUAUCAAAAGUCACAAACAGAAAAAAGCAACAAAUCUGGAGCAAAAUGAGACGGAGAGACAAAAUGAAAGUGAAGCAGACGAAAUAAAAAAGACAGAGAUAACAAGAUCUGCUCCAGACUGCUUGACAAAUGACUAUUCUCAAAGACGCAAUAUGAAACUCCACAACACUCACCAAACUUCAACUUCACAACAGAAAGACAAUUCGUUUAUAAAAAACUCACCAUAUCACUCAGAGGAACAAAACAAACUGUCGCGUCGAGCUCACAAAAGAUUAAAAACUCACCCUGGAGCGAACAGUAGUAAAGACAGUCUGCUACCAGAUGAUAUCAUAAAGCCAAGUAAAAUGAUCUUAAAACCCAAAGAUGGUCAUCGAAAAGCAUCGACUGUUUCAGGUCAAGUAACAAGAGGAGCACAAUAUCAUAAUAUGGCUAUGUUUAAAAAGUUACGAGAGACUAAACAAAUAGCUGAGGCUGCAAUGAAGAAUCAAAAGGUGUUUGUCUGCCACGGACCUUAUCCAGUAGUUCGCGCUAGUCUACGCAAGAGAGGUUGGGUCGAGAAACACUUCAAAGGCUGUCCGGCAGUCGUAACUAAUAGCAACAAGAAAUCGCAAGAGAAAUCCAACUCUAGUGAUAAUGAAGAUGACGAUGAUACUGAUGAUAUAGAAAAGGGUUGUGAGAGGAAUAGUGGUGAUAAAGAGGACAGUGAUGGUUAUAUGGGUUCAGAUAAUGCCGUUUGGAGUGCAGGAUAUGAGAGUGAGGAUUGUGAAUAUAGUUUGUUGUCACGAUUCUGUCGCAAUGCAACUGCAACGUUCUUUUGGACAUGCAAACGAGACGACAUCGACUUUAAAUAUCUAAGAAAGGAACAGAUUGCUAACCACUUUUCAAGGGCAUAUUCCUUCACAACUAAGGUUGGUUUGUGCACGCACCUACGAAAUUUAGCUUGGUUUGAAGAUGCAAGCUCGGAUGAUUUCUUUCCACGUUGUCACCGCCUUGGUUCUGAUGAUGAAAAGGAGGCUUUUAUUGAGGAUUACCGCAUCACAUCAGCCUGCAACAUUUUGAAGUUACUAAUCGAGCAUUCCAAAGACCAAUCACCAACGAGCAUCCAGUCAAGCGCCAAAACGAAAUCGUCGAUAAACCUCAAGGGAAAGAUUGGUUCAGCAAAUCAGCGAUCGUCAUCUUGUUCAGUAAACACACAACGAUCUCGAUCAAGUAGUUUAAGUUCAAGCGAGCGGCGGUCUCUGAUGAAACAGGUGCCGCCACGUGCUAUCUUGCUUGCCCUGCGGGCGUGCAGGCAAUUUAUCGUGUGUAGGAACAACGAGGACAUUGAUGGUCAAUAUGAGAAUGCUAUGUUGACAGAAGAAGAUUGGGACAGUCUGAUUGGUUAUUACUACAAGAUAAUUCAUAAGGGCAGCACAAUAGAGGGAGGCGAGCAAUACGUUGAACGAAGUGAAGAAAUGUUGAAAGAGAUGCGAGAAUUAUUACCUCAGUUGGACCUCGACGGAGUGCGCAACGUAUGGAUUGUGAAACCUGGCGCCAAGUCACGUGGACGCGGUAUAAUGUGCAUGGACAUGUUGGAAGAUAUUCUCAAACUUGUUAGCAGUACAGUUAAGAAAGAAAAUCGAUGGAUUGUGCAGAAAUAUAUAGAACGUCCGCUGUUAAUAUACAACACAAAGUUCGAUAUUAGACAAUGGUUUCUUGUCACUGACUGGAAUCCACUGACGCUGUGGUUUUACAAAGAUUGUUAUUUAAGAUUUUGUAGUCAAGAAUUCACCUUGGAUAAUUUUGAACCAUGUAUCCAUUUAGCAAACAAUUCCAUACAGAAACAUUAUCAAAAUGGCGUACGUGACGAACGAUUACCUGAUAACAACAUGUGGAGUAGUGACAAUUUUCGAGAUUAUCUCAGGAAAAGAGGUAAUGGAAAAUUAUGGGAGGAAGUGAUAUAUCCAGGCAUGCGUGAAGCAAUCGUUUAUACCUUGGAAUGUUGUCAACUUAGUUUAGAGGCAAGAAAGAAUUCAUUUGAGUUAUACGGGGCUGAUUUUAUGUUGACAGAAGAUUACAAGCCUUGGCUGAUUGAGAUUAACUCAAGUCCUGCGAUGGGUGCUAGUACAGCAAUAACAAGAAAACUCUGCGCUCAUGUUAUCGAGGACACUAUGAAAGUGGUUUUGGACAGAAAAGAAGACAAAACCUGUGACACAGGAAAAUUUGAAUUGGCCUUUAAACAGCCCUAUGUUGACGCACCACCAUACAUUGGAAUAAAUUUAGCUGUGAAUGGUAAAGCAAUAUUCUCACCGCAUCUUUCAUUCCGGCGGCAACCAAGUGCAAAUCGUAUUGAAAAACUGUCACGGCCUAGAGAAAAAUAUCCAGCGAAGCCUAACGAUGAUACGUCCACGACUAAGUCCGCGCAUGACGCGACGAAAUCCGAGAUCGACACGACAAAUUGUGAGCAUACGACACAAUCCGAGACCAUUACGACGAAAACGAAACAAAACACGAAAGAAAACCGAAACGACGACAUGAAAGAAGAUAACAAAGCUAAAGACACGACAAUUUUAAAAUUGAAGGAAAACAAUCUUACUCUAAAUUGUGAUGAGAAAUCAGGAAAAUCCGACUCAUUGCUAAACAACAUAAAGCAAUCACGCAAUCAUGUUAUGAAUACGUAUUUGAACGAGCAGCCAAGACGUUGGAAGUCCGUAAAACUUCUGGAUUCUGAGAAAAGUUCUGAGACUGGAAAAUUGACCCAACUACGGACCUUCAACAUGGAUCCAAAUAUUAAACCUGCUGGCAAAAAGACCUUUCAAAAUAAGUUCGUUAAAACGAAAAACAAGGGCAAAGCUGCCAAAAAGAUGAAAAAGUGGGGAGGGGAACACUCGGAUAAUGGUUUGGACCCAGUGGACAAAAAUAUCCCCCGCGUUAACAAUGAGGGUCAUGUUAAAAGAAAAGGUGAUCACAUAGACAAUAAUAAAAUACCACCAGCAAGGUUGAUAUCAAUACCGGACGUAGGUACCCCUAGGACAAUACUCCGGUAUACAGAUAAGCGGUAUGGACAGGGACAGACCGUGGCUAUAGAUAUGGGGCCUGAGACCAUGCUACGAAAAAAUGCAGAGACUGUAACUAGUUGAAAGGUAGUAUAUGACCCGAAGGGAACACAGGGUGGUGGUUGAAUACGAGAUUAUAGAUGUGAUCUUUUGAAGAUGUAAAAUCCUUAGAAGUGAAAUGUUCGUUACGAGAGCUAAAGACAAUUUAUCGAUGACUAAAUCUGCAAAUUACCACCACUCCAGAUUCAUAGGCAAUAUCUAUAUUGCGUGCGAUGGACUGUGAAGAGAACGUAUUAAAUACAAAUGACUUCAAAAAUACUGUUGUGAAUUUAGAUUUUUUAAUUGCAGUUUAUUGUUUAGACCAAUGCAUAAACUUUCUUAAAAUCACGUCUCGAAAAACCUUUUUAGAAACAGUUUCUCCAUUGGUGGUGUGUGACCUAGGCCACCUAGAUUUGUAGUCAUACAAAUGGCAAAGGAGUUCUCACGAUUGCAUGCAAGGCAGUGUAUUUAUUCACGGCAUCACAGAGUUCAAAGUUUGACACCGAAAAAAAAACAACAAAAUUUUAAAAACGUCCAAGUUUUGAAUUUGAAUG